UACGUACGCUCUUGCUUGCUACUAUGCUAAGCGCUAGCUGAGAAGCUACUUUCUGUAGCUCUGCUUGUUGUUGUCACCUGAGGAGACACUAACUAAACAUACCAAUCUUAACUAACUUAUCCAAGCCGUUCAUAUUCUCCGGAGCGUCUGAGUGUCCGUGUAGGGCCGUAGUCAUGGCUCUACAAGGCCCAGAGGAGCUGGGGGAGCAGGUCGAAGAGCCGGAGGAUUUGGACGACCAGGACGCUAGUAGCAUCUCCCCGGCCGAGGAGAUAACCAUGCCCAGCGGGCCUGGGGGCGACGACGAGCCGGAGGAGGCUCUCCUGCUACCCUGGGACCGCUUCUCCGCCUGGCUACACUGCAUUUGCGUUGUUGGCUUCGACCUGGAGCUGGGACAGGCAGUGGAGGUUAUCUAUCCUCAUCACUCCAAACUGUCAGAGAAAGAGAAAACAAGCAUCUGCUACCUUUCCUUUCCUGACUCCAACUCAGGUUGCCUUGGCGACACCCAGUUUUGCUUCCGAUUUCGUCAGGGUUCCAACAGGAAGUCAUCGCUUGGCGUCUUCCUUGAAACAACCGACCGGGACGCACCGCCCUGUCUGAAGAGGGAGCAGGGCCAUUACUAUGGUUACGUGUACUUCCGUCAGGUGCGAGACAAAUCCCUGAAGAGAGGAUACUUCCAGAAGUCUCUGGUCCUGAUCAGUAAGCUGCCCUACGUCACCUUCUUCCACUCGCUGCUGAAGAUCAUGGCUCCAGAAUACUUUGAGAAACAGGAACCUUGUCUGGAGGCUGCUUGUAACGACAUGGACCGCUGGCCAACACCCCAUCCUGGAAGAAUACUCACACUUCCGAUUAUGGGCGUGGUCAUCAAGGUUCGCAUCCCGACCUCUUACGACAAACCAGGAACAUCCCAGUUGGUCCAGUCCGCCCAGAGUGACAGUCAGGUGUCCAUCGUGCUCCCAACCAUCCAUGAGGUCGACCUCUUCAGAUGUUUCUACCCGGUCUUCUUCCACAUACAGAUGCUGUGGGAGUUGGUGUUGCUGGGGGAGGCCCUUGUUGUCAUGGCGCCGUCGCCUGCAGAGUCGUCGGAUACCGUGCUCGCAUUGGUCAGCUGCAUCUCUCCUCUGCGUUAUAGCAGUGACUUCCGGCCGUACUUCACCAUCCACGACAGCGAGUUUAAAGAGUACACCACGAGGACGCAGGCUCCGCCGUCAGUCAUUCUGGGAGUGACCAAUCCCUUCUUUGCUAAAACGUUGCAGCACUGGCCGCACAUCAUCCGCAUCGGAGACAUGAAGCAAGCAGGAGAGAUGGCCAAGCAGAUGAAAGUCAAGAAACUGAAGAACCUCAAAACUCUGGACUCUAAACCCGGUGUGUACACUGCAUAUAAGCCAUAUCUUAACAGAGAUGAAGACAUCAUCAAACAGCUUCAGAAGGGUGUUCAACAAAAGAGACCCUCAGCGGCCCAAAACGCAAUUCUUCGACGCUACUUCUUAGAACUGACACAAAGCUUCAUCAUUCCCCUGGAGCGGUACGUGGCGAGUCUGAUGCCGCUCCAGAAGUCCAUCAGUCCCUGGAAGAGUCCUCCUCAACUGAGAGCGUUCAUCUCGCAGGACUUCAUGAAGACGCUGGAGAAAGCUGGACCUCAGCUCACAUCCAGACUGAAAGGAGACUGGAUAGGACUCUACAGGAAUUUCCUCAAGGCUCCCAACUUUGACGGCUGGUUCCGCAACAGGAGGAGAGAGAUGACCCAGAAACUGGAGGCUCUGCACCUGGAGGCGCUGUGUGAGGAGGAUCUGCAGCAGAGAGUCCAGAUGCACUCGGAGGUGGAGACGGUAGAUCUGGUUCUGAAGCUGAAAGAUAAACUGACUCAGGCGGAGAGGGAGCAGCUCCCCGUGCGUCCGGGGACCGUGGCCAAGCUGAGGGCCCACAUUGAUGCCGUCAUCCUGGCCCUCCCAGAGGACCUGCAGGGUAUCCUCCACAAGCCCUCCACACCCUGACCCUUUCUCAGUGCUCUGCAACUAUAACCCCAGUAUGAGCUUGUUUUAAAGUUUGAGGGGUAGUGGGUCUCUUCCCAAUUGGCUCCCAGGAUCGGUGAAGGGCCCCCCAGGUUACUCUGACCGGGCCCAGUGUGAGGAUCUCAUCUGGUCUUGCAUUGAAAGCACACAGCAAGUUUUUGUUUCCUGAAAUAUACAUUCAACCUUUAGGUUUAUUUACAAAUGUUUCUCUCAAUUUGCUCCCACGGCGGCUCAGUGGGAUUCAGACUGAACCCAUCCCUCACGUCUUGGUGAUCGUGGGGCGUUCAAAUGACCAGCAGGAGGAGGCCGAGGAGCGCCAUGAAACAAGCAAUUAAAAAAGUUGAGGAGGUUUAUCGUCCUGGUGACUUUAAGUAAAGAACAGGAGCGCUUGAUUUGUCACAGAUUUGCUCUUGCAGCAUGCAGCGUAAUACCAGAGCCUCUUCUGUGUGCAGAAUGAUUUGAAGGUAGGAGCAGGAAGAUGAACCCAGCUGACCUUUGACCCUCAGCAUUUUUACCUCUUGAGGUUUUUACUUUUUUAAAUUUGACAAUAGACUGCUGCAGUCCAGUGGAAUUUACUCUUUUCAACCAUUUAAAUAUAAACAAAAGUGUUUUUUAAAGAAGUGCACUUCAUCUCUCCCUGGAGCAGUGUGCCCUUCACACACACAGACACACACACACACUUUUACAAACAAUGAGCUAAGCCAAGCAGUGCUUUAUUACAACACACACAGAGCAUUAAGCACCAGCGACCCUGUAAUAACUGUCCAUGCGGUAUAACGAUUAUUGUUUUGUGUUGUCAGCAGCCAAUCACAUCCAUGUAUACCUGUCACAUGAUCUUAUCAGAACUGUCUGAGGGAAACAUUUCAAAUGGUCCUGAGAUGUUCAGAAAUCUUGCCGUGGGCCAUUAGAUGUGUAUUUUUUGGAAAACUGAAUCCAAACUUUUAGUCUUUACAGAAACAAAAGAAAGUAUUUCGCCGGACUGUAAAACUAUAAAAUCCCAGUUUGCAAAGAAGCUUAUGAAAUGUUUGAGAUAUAAUUAUAAGACAGUUAAAUAUACUAAAUGUAAGACGCUAUGUUUAAUAUUUUGAAUUAUGAGAUGUUAAGUCCCGAUUUUGGAUUUGAAAUUGAAAACUCAGAAGUUGUAAAUAUUAAGAAAUUAAGAAAGUUUUUGUGAAAGUCAAAAUGUGUGCACACGAGUUUGUGAAGUGGGAAUUCCAGUCAAGUUGGAGAAAAAGUAAAGAACGCAUACAAAAUUCUCAAUUUCUGGAGCACAUUGCAGGCGUUAUUUUUAUUUUUAAAUAACCAAAACUAAAUAAUUCUGUCAUCAUAAAUGAAGCAUUAUUUAUUUCCAUACAUUAUUCAGAGCGUCAGGCAUCCUCCAUCUCCUAAACUUGGCUUACUUCCAGUAAGGAAACAUUCUGGAAAUUGGGGGAAUACACAACAACAAAGAAAGCAGGUUAAAAAAAGAAACCGUGACAUAUUUCUGAGUUUAGUAACCAUUAUGGAUUCUUGUGUGCAUUCAACAAACACUACAGCUAGCAUUGUUCAAACUGAGCGUUAUGAUUUGGGCUGGUGCCUUACUGUACAGGAGGGAGAGCAACACAUACUUGAUGAAUGAAUCUCACUCGAGUUCCUGUGAAGAUGUCAUGAGCUUAUUUAGCUUCAGCUCAAAGCUCAGUGAUUGUUUUUACUAACUGAAUUGACUUGCUGAAGAAACGCUUCUGACAAACACUGAUCAGGCAUCUUGAUCAGGAUCGUCUAUGUUGCCUUCAGACAAAAACUAUGGCUGAAGUGUGUUAUUUAAUUUGUAACUACACCGAUGCAUUGUUUAAACUUCAAACCUAGAAAGAGAAAGUACAAGUACCCCAACAAAUGAUUGUCUAAUAUAGGAAUAAUGAGCACUGCUGGGUCUUUUACAGCAUCAUAUUUGAAUGAAUAACUGCUUAUCAUAUUCCACUGACAUAGAAACACUUCAGACUACAUUUUUGGAUUCAGUGGUUUCAGGAAAAAAUCAAUUCAAUCAUGUUUACAGAACUAUAGCUGAACAAUGACAGGUUAAUGUUACUGGCCAUUUAUUAGAAUAAUUGAAUAAGAUCUUGCAGCUGGCUAAAUUGUACACGUCAUGGACAUUCCUGGGCACCUAACAAUGUAAAACAUUAACAAAAAGUAUCUAUAAUGAGCAAUAACAGGACAUUUAACUGAAUACGGUUAUUUGUAUUUUCAGAGUGUGAUGACAUAAGCAUUUUCUAAAACUGUAAUUAGUGGUCCCACUUGACUGCAAUUACAGUAAGUGUGUGUGCAUUUCAAAAUACCACUUGUUUCAAACAUUUUAAAUGGACUUCUUGUCAAAAAUGUGGAUUGUGUUUUUUUCCUUUAAGCCUUCAUGUAAAACAUACAGUAAAUGCUGUCUUGCAGAUAAUUGCAAAGAAAAAUAACUAAAUGAUGUGAUGGUUGAAAAAACCUGUGGCAUCUGGGCAACCAUGUAAGUUUUAUAUUUGUAAAGAAAACUUUUAUUUUAUGGAGGGCUAAUCUCAUAUUCCACAUUACUAAUUGUAGAUAAUUCAGAGUUUUGUACAUGAUGGUGUAAAGCGAAAUGGUGGCCCAGAUGUACUAUGUACAAUAAUUAUUUUGCUAUUACAACAGAUUAUAAAUAGUGAUACUCCAUACAAUUGUAAUUCACCUUUCUUGGGCUGAUAAAAACGAUUUUGAGACACCUUGACAUUCUGAAUUUGUAGUAUUUUCUAGUUAUAAGAUUUCGGCUGAGCCUAAAAUAUUGUGAUUAUAAUCCCAGAAAAAUAUCAGAAAAUUAAGCAAAAUGGUGAUUAUGAUUUACAAUAACUGAUACAGUACGUUUGAGGUUAAAACACGAGAUGACGGGCAAGAGCAAAAACACCUAAAUGAAGUAUUACAACAUUUUACCAUAUUAAAAGUAAAACUAAUUACUAAAGCACAGUUGUUUUCUUUCAGUCUUGAACUUUUCCAUUUAACAGCAAUACAUCUUUUUUUUUAAUUCCAUGGUAUAACUAUCAAAUUAUUUUUAUUGUUACAUUAAAUAAGACACUACAAAUUCAUAAUGUCAGCGUAAACUAAAUAAGAGCCCAUCAUGUUGCAUAGCUACACAUUUGACUGAAACGUCACUGUUUUUGUUUUUAUUGAAGCCACUACUACUUAACCACUAAGGACCUGAAGGACCACGGUUUUAAUAAAAGUAUUAAUAGUGUUACAUGGAAAUGUAUGAAAUUGCUCUUGUUUUCACAUGAUGGCCUACAGCUUGCUUUGUUUUGUAAGCAUAUUAAAAUAUGUAUCAGUCUUUUGUUUACUUUAUUGUAACUUGAACCUGUUCAAAUAUACUUACUGAGUAUAUUUCAGGACGUUGUUUGUUUGCUUGAUUGCUUUAUAAAGUAUUACAAUAAAAUCAAACUGGCAUUUUUUUA
Trematomus bernacchii (emerald rockcod) is the source of this 5443-nucleotide messenger RNA. It is a transcript of the gene dennd6a, whose product is annotated as DENN/MADD domain containing 6Aa. The record is from RefSeq and is a predicted model, not a curated record. Gene Ontology annotation, molecular function: guanyl-nucleotide exchange factor activity. Gene Ontology annotation, cellular component: recycling endosome. NCBI's taxonomy places the organism in Eukaryota, Metazoa, Chordata, Actinopteri, Perciformes, Nototheniidae.